This is a messenger RNA of Cetraspora pellucida, 1554 nucleotides long. The record is from the annotation of a GenBank genome assembly. NCBI's taxonomy places the organism in Eukaryota, Fungi, Glomeromycota, Glomeromycetes, Diversisporales, Gigasporaceae.
AUGAAUAUAGUAUUCCCAGUGAAUGAUUCAAUCUUAAGUUCAGAUACAAAUAAAAAACUUUAUAAUGGAAAAGGACAAAAGAAUGAUGUUUUUAUUAAUACCAUGUCUAUUAGCAACCCAACAAAGAAAGUGUAUCCAGGAGACUUUAAUCCAGAACUAUGCGUUAUUUCAAAAGCACUCGAUGCAAAAGUCCAUCCUCUCGCAUCUUCUUUUUUCAAUUUAGAAAUCGAUCGCAUUAUUACUAGAUAUAAAAAUUUAAAUCCUCAAGUUGAUGUAAAUGUUUUAAGAAAUUGUUUAGAGUAUGAACCAAUAUUUUAUAAAUGGGCAGCUUCUGAUUUAUUUAAUGUGAUUGAUUCGAAUGGUAAACGACAAAUGAUUGUUAUUGAAUCCGGAUCAAGUCCAGCAGGACAGAUGACAAUGCCUUCGUUAGAUAUAAAUAAAGGACCAAACGGAUAUAAGCUUGUAAUACAAACAGCAUUUAAACGAGCUCUAAAAAACGCGGAUCCCUCUCUUGGAGAGCUUGCUGUAGUGUAUGAUAAGACUAACAAUGAAAUAGAAGCAACUGGAUAUGCGGCUGCAAUCUCUGAAGAGACCAACGAGCAUGUUUGGCUUGUAAUGCUUCAAGAUGAUGCUAAAUAUGAACAACCUCUUAAAUGGAAGAAUCAAAUUAUGUAUAUCAAAGAUCAAAAUGAAGUUUGGCACCCCAUUAGAGCAUGUCUUAAACAUAUGGCACAUAAACCUUGGACUCAUUUUCCUAUAAAAUCUAAGACUGUGGUUUUUAACAAUAUAAUCUCAUGUUUAGCUGGAGGUCACAACAAAGUUAUGGCAUCAAAAGCAUUUGAAUUAUAUAAUACCGAACUUUCCGGAAGUGGACUUGCUAUUCGUUUUCCAAAGACCGUAUGUAAUGUAAAUAAGAGCGAAAUUUCUUCAUGUAUCGAAAAGAUGGGAGGUCGUGCAGUAAUUAAAGCUCCCUAUGGCAGUUGCGGACAAGGCGUUUACACAAUUACUAAUUCAGAAGAAUUAAAAGAAUUUUUUGAUGCCAAUCAUCAAUAUGACAAUUUUCUUGUACAAUCUCUCGUCGGAAGUGCAUCAUGGUCUACAGAAUUAUACCCUGGAAAUUUUUACCAUAUUGGUACUGUGCCAAAUUGUCAUAAUCAAACUUUUAUCAAUGACUUGAGAAUGAUGGUGUCUGCUGAUGAGACCGGAUUUCAUCCUGUGGCUAUUGUUUCACGACAUGCUCAUGAACCACUACCUACUUGUCUGCCAAAUAAUCCUAAUUGGGACUCAUGGAAGGUCUUUGGAACAAAUAUAUCCGUUAAAUUAGGUUCUAGGUGGAUAGCAGAAUAUGAAAGAGUAAUCACAGUUGGCCAGAAAGAGUUUGAUACUAUAGGAGUGGGUGUUGAUGAUUUAAUUGAUGCAUAUGUGCAAACUGUGUUAAGCAUUAGUGCUAUUGAUAAAAUGUGUCAAAAGCUUUUGGUUAAUAAUGAAUUCAAUUUUGAAUUAUAUCGCACUUUGAAUCCCGAUGAUGUCUUAUUAGAUGAGUUGUUAUUGUAG